Messenger RNA from Toxorhynchites rutilus septentrionalis, 2901 nucleotides. RefSeq names its product protein glass. Bases 699 to 2210 code for a protein of 503 amino acids. Lineage: Eukaryota; Metazoa; Arthropoda; Insecta; Diptera; Culicidae. The record is from RefSeq and is a predicted model, not a curated record. Gene Ontology annotation, cellular component: nucleus. The transcript has 6 exons.
CGGUGCUGCGGUCGUUGGUUGGACGGUCCGUCGUCGUCGCAUAAUGUCGCUGAUAGUUUGUAAGUUUUAUAGUUUCGAUCAGUCCACGAAGUACCCUCAGCCUAUCAAUAUCGUUUCCUUCCUUCGCCGGGCUAUCGAAGUGUCUUUUCCGCCUUCCUAGAACUCACCUUACGCAUAAGCAUCGAGUUCCGUUGAAUGCCUUCUUACUUAUACGCGAUGGUUCCGUUCUGAGAAUCCGAUCGGUGAUCGCCAGCACCGAAUAGAUAUGCUGUUGGAUGGUGAUAAUAGCAAGCUGACACAUUGGAUGCUGUGGAUCUCAGUGAGGAUGAGGCUAUUCUUCCCCAAAAAGUUUAAGAAUAAAGUGCAACAGUGAUGUCAGGCAAAAUUAAAAAGAUACCCAAGUGCAACAACAACAACAGUAUGACUAAAGUCAUGGGAAACAAGUGCUACUUAUUAUGAUAUAAGUGUGUGAAUGGAAACAUAUUUUAGUGUUUUUAAAAUAUGAUCAGAGGCUCUAUCUAGUUAAGAAUUUGUUCAUGAUAUUGAAAUUCAACAAUACAUCGUAGUCUGCUUCACACCGUUGAGUUUGUUUUGUUUUUCAUUAUUAAUUUUUCAUUGUCUACAAUUACAUACUGGAUCACUCUCGAGUUUACCCCUGCAGCCAUAACAACGGUAGCGAGUCCGAGGAAGGUGGAGCUAUGUAUAUAUCAUGUGGGAGUGCCGAUAGUACAACUACCAUGGAGCCAGAGACGGGAUAUGUUCCAAAUAAUCCCCUGUUCGGUGUGCCCCUGGACAGCCCCCAGGAAUGUCCAUCUUCUUGCGGUGGGAGUGGUUGUUCUAGCUGCCAGGAGAGUACAUCUCUGCCUUUGCCGGGACUGCACGGAUCGGAUUUCGUCGACUGCGGAAACUGUCUCGACCACAACGGUGCGCUCAGUUCCCAAACGAACCUAGGAAACUACUGGAACGAAGAUAUGAGCACAUUCCCAGGAUUGCCGCCCCUGGAUAUCGACCCACUGCCCAGUCUAUUUCCAUUUUCACCUUGCGGUGCUGCGUACAAGACAGAACGCCCUUCACACGACGUAGCGGAUGUGCUCUUGUCGCUGAAGCACGCAGUUCUCAAGCAAAGUCCGGACCCGCCGCAGGUUCAAGCGCCAUCGCCCAGUUUCGCUCCACCGCAAGCAUCCCUCUCGUACACCGUACACCCCCACCAGAUGCUCCUUUCGCCGGUAAGCCAUCACAGUCACAACUCGCACUACAGCCAAGCUCAAUCUCAGAGUGGAUCGUAUCCCUCGAACUAUUACGAAACGUCUUGUGCACAACAUUCAACGCCAAUCUAUCCGAGCAUGAGUGUGAACGUUAGUAUGAACAUGACAAUGCAUGGUUACGGAGCGGAAGGAACGAUGCCAAUGCAGUGCUCACAGAUGCAAUGGGGACCGCAGGCUCCAUCGUCCUCGGUCAACGUGUUGUAUCCUCCAUUGCUGAGCCCGGUUCCAUACCCAACAGGUGCUACAUACUCGUUCACGGCAGAUUUUAGGCCACAAAAUCAAGCGCAGAACAUAUCGCCAAUACUGGAAUCAUCAAAGAGUUCCAGUCUGCAGUCACACCAUCAAAAAUCGUGCUAUCAACCCAAUGUCGAUUAUUCGCCACCAAAGAGCCCACAGGAAUUCGAACAAACCGAUUUCCAACUAAAAAUGAAAGCGAAGAAAACUCUGGGAAUAAACUUUGAAGAGGAAGACGGAAGUGGCAGCGAUGGCCAAAACGGUGACAACAAACCAAACCUUUGUCGUCUAUGUGGCAAAACGUACGCCAGACCGAGCACGCUAAAAACACAUUUGCGAACACAUUCCGGGGAACGGCCAUACCGCUGUUCAGACUGUAGCAAAAGUUUUAGUCAGGCUGCAAAUCUAGCCGCACACAUUCGAACCCACACGGGACAGAAGCCUUUCCGAUGUCCCAUAUGCGAUAGGCGUUUUUCACAGAGUUCUAGCGUCACAACCCACAUGCGCACUCAUUCCGGGGAACGUCCAUACCGUUGUAGAGCUUGCAAAAAGGCAUUCAGUGAUAGUUCAACGCUUACCAAACAUCUGCGAAUUCAUAGCGGCGAAAAGCCGUACCAGUGUAAACUGUGCUUGCUAAGAUUUUCUCAGUCCGGCAAUCUGAAUCGUCACAUGCGCGUACAUGGAACGAAUGGACAAGCUCUCAUUGCAUGACAGCAAAAACAAACGCAGCAAUCGCCUCCUCAUCCUCCUGGAGUGUUCGCUCAUCCCCACGGCCAGUCUCAGAAUACUCUUCAACAUUAUAGUCGCACAUCGUCAACGUUGAUGGCUGCAUCUGCGCCUUCUUCUGUGGCAGCCGCACCUGGUGGAACUUUAUCUAACGCAGUGAAUGCUUCACACUAUGCGAAUGGCAUACCGUUUUCUAGCGGACCAAACAGUGUCAACAAUUCGUACAACGGCUUCAACUUCAAACCAUUCCCACCGACGCCGCAUCAUCAUCAGCUUUCGUACUUCGAAGAAUAUCAUCACUAUCAACAACAGCGCAACAAAUACGAUGAUAUUAGUUUGUUUAGAAACAACUUUGUAAAUAUAUUUUAAGCAGAUCUUUCGCGUAUCAAUCAUCACAUCAUAGUCUCAGCAAUUUCUGUAUUCCAACUGAUUGUUAUGUGUCAGGCAGAACUACCCGUUAACUCUAGUCAACUUACAACCUAAGAAGGCAAAGGAGGCCUCGUGUAUAAGACAAUGAAGCAGACGAUGACUGGCAGAAAUUGGUUUAUCAAGGUGAAAAAAGAAUUCUGCAGACGGUAGUUAUUGUCGGUAUGUUAAAAUAAAGGUGUAUGAGGUAUGAAACAAUUUGUGUGUGAAUCUGACCAACUUUACUGAAAUAAAAAUACAAUUAUAAUAA